Orussus abietinus is the source of this 7201-nucleotide messenger RNA. RefSeq names its product serine/arginine repetitive matrix protein 1. Lineage: Eukaryota; Metazoa; Arthropoda; Insecta; Hymenoptera; Orussidae. Bases 484 to 4164 code for a protein of 1226 amino acids. The transcript has 6 exons. The record is from RefSeq and is a predicted model, not a curated record.
CAACCAGUUGGAUCCAGAGCAUCGUCUGCGAAAGAUACCCGAGGUCCUUUUAUUCGGGGCUCGAGGAAAGUGUCCCUUUCGGAGCGGCCGGGUCGAUCGGGAACGGCCGACGACCCCGGCGAGCCGCCCUGGACGAGUACCCGAGGAACCCGCGAAAGUGGAGCCUAAAGCAAGACCCGGUCGAUGACGGAGCUCGACGGCGUCAGAGAUAUUUCUAGGCACCCCCGAGAGACUCGGGUCAUCCGGAUCGCCUAGACUCGAAACGACUUCGCGGCGUUGCCGAGGGGCGACCCGAAGACCGACCCGAAGACCGACCCGAAGACCCCGCGACAGGUACGGACCUCGGAAGAGGACGGAACCCGAGACCGACCCCUGGCGCGAGGAGCGGAGGAUCCACGUGUUCGACGACGUCCCGCCCCGGAAGGGGAAACUUUUGGUCGAGUCGUUGAGAGAUCACGAGGAUAGAAAGGAAGAGACGUCAAGAUGCAGUGGCGCCGCCAGCGGAGAGUCACUCGGGUGAUCGGCUCGUCCAAUCACGCGCUUCUGUUAGCGAGGUACCAAGACGCUCCGCCGGGCGAGGGCGACGACGAGGACGGUCUUCGGAAUGGGUACUCGAGGGAGAACGGCCUGGGGUCCAGGGGCUUCGAUCGAAACUCCCAGACUGGCCACAAGCCAAGAAGAUCCGGGGUCAGCGACACGGGGAGCGACUACGGGGGAGGCUCCAGGUCCAGGAAGGUCGACGCCCCGGGCUCUCCCUCCCAGCCGAAGAUCAUCUUCAACGAGGACGAGUACACGAGGAUCACCACCCCCAGGCAGGACGUCCUCUUCAAGAAGGGCUACCUCUCGCGGAAGAAGCCCGGAGCUAGCACGACCAGCACCAGUGCGACCCCUUCCACCACCGAGAGCCAGUCCGCCUCGCAUUCCACUGCAGACGGCAGCGAGACCACCGACGACCAGCAGCUCCUGGACCGAGACAGCGCCGGCGGGGAGUAUCCGCAGACCGUGGAAUCCGGGGCGCAAAUGGGCUACGGCACCUUCUACGACCACGGGAGUGGGUACUACUACGAGUACCCCGUGAUGCUGGUGGGGCCCCCUCUUCCGGGGCAGCUGGAGCCGAACGUCCUGGCCGCCGUGCCCUGCGGUCCGGUGCCCCUCAGGCCCAUCGAGUGGGUCAACCCCGACUUCGUGCCCAAGUUUGCUAGCCAGCAGUACUGCUUGGUGGACUACCAGACCGGUCAGAUCGCGGGACCAGCACCGGCGGUGGAACCGCAGCCCGUCCUCCUACCUGCGGAACCGACGAACGCGAACGCGAACGCGAACGGGAACGGGAACGAGAACGAGAACGGGAAUGGGAACGGGAACGGGAACGAGAGCGGAAACGGGAGCGUCAACGGCAGCACCGGCGCGGCGGAAGAGGAGCGGAACGGGGACCACCAUCUCGAGGACGCUCCCGUGCCCUAUCCCGAAGUGGCCGUGACGCAGCCGGUGCACGUCCAGCACGUGGUGCACCCUCCGAUGCCGCAGCCGUACCUCUACCCGGGCCACUUCAUGUUCGGACCCCCGUUGGUGAACGUUAACGGUGUGACGAUACAAGGCGGCCCCAUGGCGAGGAGCACCGAGAUUUCGGCCACGACGGUGGUCGCCGGGUGUCCCAAUCGGCGGAAGAAGAAAAAGAGAAGAAAGCAGAGGCGAGCUAUGGUCACGGGCAACACGGAGGACGAGGAGGAGGAGGAGUACAGCUCGGAGGGCGAGGGCGCGGCGACGAACCCUCGGCUGACCUGGACGAACAACGCCUCUUCGGGGAACGGGAGCAACCGGCCGUUGAACCCGGAGUGCCAGGAGUUCCAGCUUCGGGGAGAGGCGCCUUCGGCGCAACGGAACGACGAAGACGCGACGACCUCGAGAAGCGUCGAGGAGACGAAUCCUGGGGAAGCGGUGGAACCCGGGCGCGAACCGCCGCCGGAAAACGGCGACGAGACGAGCAACGAUGGUGCCGACCGCGAGGCGAGCUCCAGGGCGGGCGGCGAGGAGGGCCCUGGAGGUCGGAGGUCGCGCGAGGUCGCGUCCCCCGGCACGACAACGACCGAUAACGACGACGAAAGACUGACCCCCGAGGCCCGGGAGGACCUCCCCGACGGCUCGGAGGACGAAAGCACUCCCAAGCCCGAGACACCCCCGCGGGUCGAGGGAAGCCCGGUGCGCAACGGGAACGAGAGUCCCGGCUCCGAGUCCGGGUCGGGGAGCGCGGAGACGCCCAAGGCACGCCCCGGGGGCGCCGCCGCGGAGGAGAGUCCGGCCGACCCGAUGCUGGAGAACGCCGAGGUCGGCGUCACCUCGAGGCCACGGUCCAGGCCGACCAGUCCGGAGAUCAACCGCACGAUCACGCCGAUCAACGCCGAGACGAAGAGGCUGCCGGAGAGUUACGAGUCCCUGGUCACCCGGCCCCCGGGAGUUCCUCCCAGGAGGAGGAAAUACGCCACGAAGGGCCCCAGGAUCGUAAGGGAGCCGACUCCCGGGCCGGACCUCGAGGUCGAGAGCAAGUCGCAGACCCCGAAGGCGGAGGAAGAGGAGGAGGCGCCGGUCCCCGCGAAGCGGUCUAUCGACGUCGUCGAGGCGAGGGCGCGGGGGGUCUCCUUCACUCCGGGAGGGAGCGACUCGGUGGACGAGGAGGUCGUCGGGAACCUGGACUCGCCCGGGAGUUACGACGCGAAGAGGUCGAAGAUGCCGAGCGAGGGCACCGUGGGGUCCAACGACGAUUCCGGGUUCGAGAGCCAGACCAGGACGUCGGGGAGGCCGAUCACCGACGCGGUCACCGAGUGGCUGAAGAGGGUCAACGCGAGCGAGGCCUUCGCCGCGUCGGCGGGCUCCUCGGACGCCGAGGGCGACAGCGACGGGGACGACGAGUCGCCAAAAAACUUGCAAGGCAACCCCAUGCCUGCACUAUCUGUUAAUCCCGCCGACGACGGAGAGGCGUCGUCGGUCGUCGGAGGUCGCGGUGAGUCGGGGAGGGUCAAGGUGACGGAGGGGGGCGCGGAGGGUGCAACCGGGAAGCGGAAGGUCAGGUCCAGGUCCAGGAGGAAGUCGGAAAGGAGAGCGGAAUCCAAGGCGAGGAACGGCGAGCCUCGACUGGCCAGGACGACCCAACGACAACCCGGGAACGCCCGACCGUCCGUCGUCGGCGAGGAGCCGCGCGUCCUGCCGGAAGUCCGUUCUCCAGCCCCGGAGGUCAUCGCGAAGGAUAGCGCUGCGGGUGUGAGGGUUGCUUCAAGCUCUCGGAUGGCGUCGACGGAGGUCGACGGGAAGGAGUCGUUGGACCGGGGAGACCUCGAGGAGGCCCCGGAUGCGGCGAGGGACCUCGUUCACCGUUCCUCCCCGUCCGGGAAGACCGACCCUCUUCGGGGCCCUCACCGCGGGUGGUCCGAGGUGGACCUCGAGAAGGGAGGCUUCGCGAUGGAGGACCCGGUCACCGGGUGGAAGGCGUCGAGCGUCGAGCGAGUGCCUGCGGUGAGGACUUUCGAGAAAGGGGAGGUGGUCACUCUUCGGGGCAAGCUGCUGCCCCUCAGGAGGUGCGAGAUCUCCGACGACUGGGUACUCGGCCGCCCCGGAGGGAGGCUCGCGUCGGAUCGACCCAGGGACGAGGAGCGGGACAGCUUGGGCGACUCUUUGGGCAGCAUCGACGAGCCGGACGUCUUGGAGUGCUGGGAGGUGGAGACCGUCGAGCCCUGGACCACGCUGCAGGGCAGGGGCGUCUUCAGGGUGGGCGAGGCUGCCGAGGAGGACGAGGACGAGGCACGCGCCAAGUCGGGCUCGCUCGAGGCCAGCAAGGAACGGGUCGGCCGGUACUACAGGCUGGCCAGGGAGAGCGUGACCAGCCCCGAGGAGGACGCCACCUCGAGGAGCACCGUCCACGGUGGCGCGGAGCUUCGGUACGCGCGCAUCGAGCCUGUCCCCGAAGAGGUUCCCGUCGACGAGUCCUUGGGAUUCGCAGGGAAAAAGGAGCCGCCGGUGGACGAGGCGUUCGAGGCUUACGAGAGCUGCUACACCGGAAGACCUCGAUCGUUCUCGCCGAUCUCGGACUCCGUUCUCGGGAAGCCGGGCUCGCUCCGCGGCAAGGACGAGCAGGGAGCCGUACCUUGCAGGGCCGUCUGCUGCAACAUCCAGUAAUCGUCCCUUCGUGCUCGAACCGCCCGGAAGGAGUUCGUCCGGCCGCCUCCACUCGUCUCUCCUUCCCCGAGUAACCGCGACGAGCGUUCUCCACCCGUUGUUAUCGCGUACUUAUCCAAAGCCGUUGGUUAAUUUCGACUACAAAACGCGAGGCAAUGUCAAGGCGAGAUGUCUAUUUUUCGAGGGGUAAUUGGUGCGGCUCUUGCGUCGGACGAUUGUCGCGGUUACCGGAGUAACGGGAGAACGGCGGCGGGGUGGAUUUCUCUCGGACCGCUCCUCCUCGAAUCGUUCGCCGAUUUUGUGGGCCCGCGCGAGUAGCUCGAUUUGGGUCUGUUCAAGAUCUGGAAGUACCGGAGGAACGACACGAAAUUUAGUUGAUCGUUUAAUGAUGGGCGAUUUCCGCGUCUCCUUGGCGGCGAAAUCGACCGAGGUCGAGCCGCUGCCCGGGCCGAAUCCUAGAGUUCACUGCCAGUACCGAAGAGGGACACAAAACCUAGCGAGCACAAAUGACGCCCUUGCGUCGAUGGCCCUCUUCGCGAUGGAUACGGAAGCCAUUUUCAAAUUGUACCCAGAUCCCAGGUGCGCGAUUCGAUUGGACGAUGGCACGCAAUAGUGGCAGUCAAUUUCGGAAGGCGGUUCCCACGAGGGAGGAGGACGCUCUUCGCGGACAGAAGACCGUCUCGCAGCAGUCCGUUAUCCCGUCCUGUCGAUUGAAAGGAAUCGGAGCCGAGUGGCGCGUAGUUUGGAGAUCUUCUACCCCAAGAGCUACGAGGGAGGAAGAGGAAGAGGAAUCGCAAGUCUUCGCUGCCCGUUAUUGUAAAUAGCUUCGCGCGUCAUCUCGCGUCUUCGGGGACGCGUCCUCGCCAGAAAUGGGCGGACUCGACUCUCGAUCGAACUCGGUCGACCCGACGUCCCCGUACCGUAAUAUACACACAUACACCUAUUACAACGGAUGAUAAUAAUAGACGAUAACUGAUAAUACUAAUAAAGGUAUAAAGAUAGUUCCUGACGCGUCGGAGGGCAACUUCUCAGCUGGAAGCACUUUUCGGUCUCCACUAGGGAGCGGCGUAGCUCUGGUAGCGAGCUGACAUAGCAGAGAAAUAGAGAUUGUAUUUCUGACGAUUUUAACAGGCAAAGUGGCACGAGGUGAGCGAAAGAAAUUUCUUCGACUGCGUUUGGUUAAUUUUUCAAAAGCAUUCGGUCGAGGGGACCGAAUUUUCGCCCGACCGAGCCGGAUUGCUUUGGACAACCAAAGUGUUUCGGUCGAAUCGUUUCGUUGAUUUUAGAAAAUAUUUUAGCCAGAACUUCUGGCGUCCUGUCGCACGAUAUCCGAUGUCGUCAACCGAAGGUUAUCGAACAAAGAAUUUGGUUGUCCCUUUAUCCGUUAUUUUUUGAGGUCGAACCAAGAAAAAUUGUAUCGAUUCGAGGAAAUAUUUUUCAGCGCGUGGAAAGUGGCAGCGGUGAAUUCGGAGGAGAGAUUCGAUGUCGCCCACUUCUGGCCCGAAAGUUCGCGCCACGGUUGAGACGUGCUCCGUCUACGUAAUGUUUUUAAUGUUAUACCGUUCUUGUUACUAUUCUAUAUAAGCGGCGAACCAAGCGGCGGAGUAUCUCGCGCGGUCUUGUUACACGGAGGAGAGAAAGAGGCAUACUUAUAUUUUAAUCGUUAAGUAUAGCGAGGUCGGUAGCAUGCGAGAAACAGAGACUCAGGGAGCGAUACGAGAGACACACGGGACACGUCGAGGAGCAGUCAACUUAACUUACUUAGUCAUUAGAUAUGGCCUUUGCUUGAAAGAGCGUGAUUUUGCUUAGGGAAAGACGAGGGCUUGUCGCGUAAGGCGCGACCCCGAAGAGUACCUUGACGAGUAUCCCGAAGACCUGGGAAAAUUCUCCAAAUCAUUUUUCCGCCUCCGUGAUUUAUAUUCCCCGCUCCGGGAAAUAUAAAUAAUAAAGUGGAAAGAAAGACGCCGUGCUAAAUGACGAAUUUCUAUAUUUUUCCUGCGUCUUUCUUCGUCAUUGCUCGCGUCCCGUGGCACUCUUCGGGAUCGUCGCCAAGUGCGGGGCCGCAAGCGGAAGAGGACGAGUGGAUUUUAGCUCGAGGAGGUGCGUAGGAUUUAAUCGGCGGUCGUAACGCGUUGUAGUAGCGCGAAGCUUUUCCGAGCUUUGCAGAGGUGUGUUCGCUAGCUGCGCCGUUCGCGAAGAAACGUGUAAACGAGAAAACGUAGAAAAGGGAAGAGAAAGGUGAAUUGAAGGCGUCGAUAAAUCCGGGCGGAUCGGUUGGUCAGAGGCUAUCGGAAGUGCAGUCCGUAGGACGCCUCGUAAUCAAGAGCUGCACUUUCGUUAUGAAUUAGUCCAUGCUUUGGGUAGGUCCCGCAAGACAGUAGUCGACAUUAGACGUCGAAACGUUGCAGAGUCGAUUCCCGGCCAGUCACUGUUCCUCGGGAAGGGUCGUGAUAGGAGACGAGGAGAGCCCAAUCGGCCGGAAAAAAAAGUGGAAACGAGGAAAGGAUAAGAAGGAACCGCGUUAGGAGAACGUUAACGUAACGUGUAGUCACGGUACACCGCUAUUACUAAAUGCGCGUUGCAUCAAUCGUGUGCCUUAUUCUGUGGCGGCCAUUUUUGUAACCAUUUCAGAGCAAACUCUUCGGUAAGGGGCGACAGAGGGGAUGACGGAUCGGAAAGGAUGACCUCGCGGUGAGCGUCAUCGCGCGAACGAGCUACAAGGGGAAAGCAAUAAUUAACGAUCCCACCGAGGGGACGGGGAGAAAAAGACAGAGCGGUCGUUCGACUUCGAGAGACGGUCCCGAUCGGGCCGAUCAUCGAACGAAUUCGUUGAUUCCUUUCACGUCGCUAACACGAAGCAUACACGUACAAAGGCGUGCAUACAUUACAUAUAUACAUAAUCAUACAUUUAAUACGAGUCAUGUUACCGUACAGUUACAUGUUAGUUAUUACCGAGGUCAAAGCGUAAGACAUAACUGUACUCGAAUUCUGUUGUGUUUUGCUUAAAAAAUAUUAAUGAAACCACCCAAUUGCGAGA